AACCAUGGGCACCCAGACAGCAAUUUCUUACACUCCGUAAUACAAAAUCAAUGUCUCCUUCUCCUACUUUUUGUCGUCUCUACAGUCCCCUACUUUUCAUCCGACGCCUGCGCAGUGGUUCUUACUUGGUAAAUUGCAGUAUGAAUCGCAGAUAAGUUGAAGAUUUUCUCAAGAAAAUCAAGCUAUGGAUCCUUCACUCAGUUCCGCGUCUCUCUCUUAUCCUUCUUCCAACAAGGAGACAUGGAGACGAACCGCUAUUCUGUCUUUUCAAAGCCUUGGAGUGGUAUAUGGCCGACUCAGCACUGCUCCUUUGUAUGCAUUUGGAUCCAUUGACCCGGAGGAUGUCAGGUCAAAGGAGGAGAUAUAUGAACUCUUCUCCUUUGCUUUCUGGACAUUGACUAUCAUCCCCUUGUUGAAAUAUGUGCUUAUAGUUUUGAAUGCUGACGAUGAGGGGGAAGGUGGUACUUUUGCAUUGUAUUCUUUGCUGUGUAGGCAUGCCAAAGUUGGGCUGCUUCCAUGUGAUAAAAGUGCGGCUGAGACAAUGCAUCACAAGGAGACCCCAUUUAGGAUCAAAAUGAGAACUAGAGCUAGAUGGGCAAUUGAAAAACAUAAAAGCUGCCACUAUUUGCUGUUGCUUCUGGCUCUGAUUGGAUCUUGUUCAAUAAUAUGUGAUGGAGUUCUAACACCUUCCAUUUCUGUUUUGUCCGCGACCUCAACACUAAAACGUUCCAUAUCAAAAAUAUUGCACCAGUCGGUCUCUCCUGGAAAGGUAGAAUCCAUUGACAAGUAUUUGACAAAAUAUAUCCCAGUCCCUUCAGCUUGCGCUAUACUGGUUUGCCUUUUCACUUUGCAAAAGUAUGGAACCCAUAAGAUUGGCUUCCUUUUUGCUCCGGUUGUCAUAAUAUGGAUCAUUUUCAUCAGCACAAUGGGCAUAUAUAAUAUUAUCCACCACCCUACAAUCCUUCGGUCAGUCUCACCUGUGUAUGUUGUUAGGUUCUUUAGAAAAGCAGGAACCAGAAGAUGGAAACUCUUAGGGAACAUUGCCUUAUGCAUAGCAGGAUCUGAAGCAAUGUUUGCUGAUCUAGGACAUUUUUCGAAGAAAUCCAUCCAGGUCACAUUUGCCCUAAUAAUAUACCCCAUCCUUGUAAUUAGCUAUGCCGGACAAGCUGCAUUUAUCUCCUCACAUUUAGGUGCAUCUCCUGAUGUUACGCAUCUUAGCGAAUCUUUACCCAACAGUAGAAAUCUUCAUCAUGUUUUCACGGUACUAUCCCUAGUGGCAUCUCUUGUGGGUAGCCAGGCUACCAUUACGGCAACUUAUUCAAGCAUAAACCAAUGUCAAGCACUGGCCUGCUUCCCAAGAGUUAAAGUUAUCCAUACGUCAGAUAAGAUAUACGGCCAGGUUUAUAUUCCUGAUAUGACAUGGAUUUUGAUGGCUCUAAGUUUAGGUAUCACACUCGGUUUGCAGGAUAUACCCGCUAUUGCCAAUGCUACAGGUUUAACAGUUAUUUGUGGGAUGUUAGUCACUUCCUGUCUUAUGGCACUUGUAAUUGCGCUCUACUGGGAGAGAAGCCUUUUCUUCUCAGUCUGCUUCUUGUUAGCCUUCGGCACGGUUGAAGCCGUGUACCUCUUCUCUUGUCUGAUGAACUUUUCCAAGGGAACCUGGUGUAUCCUCAUACUCGCCUCACUUUUUCUGACCACUAUGCUUUCAUGGCACUACGGCACUGUUAAGAAGUACGAGUUUGACAAAGAAAACAAGGUUGCCUUGGAUUGGCUAACCGAAUUCAGCCCCGGAUUGGGUGUUAAUCGGAUUCCGGGCAUUGGGUUUAUUUACACGGAUCUCUCAACGGGUAUCCCUUCGUUUUUCUCCCAUUUCAUAGCAAACAUCCCAGCAUUUCACCAGCUUCUAGUCCUCGUGUCCUUCAAGCCAUUGCCCGUGCCCUACAUCCCCUCCAAAAGGAGAUACCUUAUUGGCAGGGUGGGCCACAAAGAGUACAAGAUUUACCGGUGCAUUGUCUGCUAUGGGUACUGUGACCCAAUGAGGGACACCAAUGAUUUUGAAGACCAUGUCAUUACUUCUAUAGGAGAGUUCAUUUCCAGGGAGGAAAAUGGCAGUCAUCAGGAAGUGAUUGCCUCCCCAGAAGGAAGGAUGAUUGCCUUGGGAGGACACAAUGCAUCAAAUGCUCUGAUUCCUGUGGAGGACAUUGAUGACAUUCCACAUGCCUCACCUGACAUUGAAAGCCAAAGAAGCCCUCUGAAGGGCACCCCUCCCAAAAGGAGAAAGAGGGUCCGGUUCGUGCUGCCCCAGGGGAGUCCCAGGGAGAACCCAGCCAUGAGAAUGGAGCUGCAGGAGCUAGUUGAUGCUCGGGAAAACGGGGCCGCGUACUUCUUGGGAAAGUCAAACUUAACGGUGCGCGAAGGGUCAAACUUUUUCAAGCGGUUCCUUGUGAUGAAUUAUAUCUUUCUGGACAAGAAUUGCCGAGAGCCUCCCGUUGCCCUGAACAUACCUCACGCUGCUCUGCUGGAGGUUGGGAUGCCUUAUGUGAUCUGAUAUGUGUAUGUGCACAGUUUAGUGUAACAUUAUGUUUUCAUAGCUCUAUGUACAUUGACAUGUAGCUGAAUGUGAUCUUACUGUAAUUGUAAUGUACCCAGAAAGAAAGAAAACACACAGUG
Cuscuta campestris is the source of this 2670-nucleotide messenger RNA. Lineage: Eukaryota; Viridiplantae; Streptophyta; Magnoliopsida; Solanales; Convolvulaceae. The record is from the annotation of a GenBank genome assembly.